Molecule: messenger RNA, 1934 nt
Organism: Onychostoma macrolepis
Lineage: Eukaryota; Metazoa; Chordata; Actinopteri; Cypriniformes; Cyprinidae
Gene: fbxo9
Product: F-box protein 9
Exons: 13
Coding region: 186-1484 (432 amino acids)
Biological process (GO): SCF-dependent proteasomal ubiquitin-dependent protein catabolic process
Cellular component (GO): SCF ubiquitin ligase complex
Molecular function (GO): protein binding
Source: RefSeq, a predicted model, not a curated record
UGUCGCAGCCGCAGCUCAAGUGUCUCGCCUGCGCUGCUGCCACACAUUCAUCGUGAUGGCUGCCGUGUGGCGAGCUCGUAAAUUUGCCCGCUGUGUCGUCCGCUUCUCUGAUCGUGAUCUGUAAAAUACUCGCUGAAAGCACGACUUUAAACGCGACAUUAAAAGAGCGCGCAAAAUAAGCCAUUAUGGCUGAAAGCAAGCAAAACAAUGAUGAUGGCACUGUUGAAGAAGGGGAAGAUGAAAAUACAGAGGAUUCUAAUCUGCAAUUGGAGCUCAGUGCUUUUCGAGCAAAGUGGAUGUCUGAGCUUCAGCCCAGCUCAGGUGGAAAGAAAAGCAUCCCUAAAUCUGCUGACCUGAAGAGGAGACAGGAAAUCGCUAAAGAGGAAAAGGCCCGAGAGCUGUUCCUGAAGGCUGUCGAGGAAGAACAGAAUGGAGCAGUUUAUGAAGCCAUCAAGUACUAUAAGAGUGCAAUGCAUCUGGUACCGGACAUUGAGUUUAAGAUCAACUACAGCAGAACUCCUGAUCCGGACCGCAGUGGGAGCUACUUGGAGGACAAUUUGAACGAUCGGGAGAUAGACGAUCUACUGACGUACUUCCAACAGCUGCUGACGCUGGGGGACGGCACCAUGAAGCUGUGUGAGCCUGAGGCCGACACGACUCAGAUGCACAUCUCAGCUUUGCCCUUUGAGGUGCUCAUGUAUAUCUUCCGCUGGGUGGUGUCAUGUGACCUGGACCUUCGAGCCUUAGAGCAGCUUUCCCUGGUUUGCAGGGGCUUCUAUAUCUGUGCGAGGGACCCUGAGAUUUGGCGGUCUGCCUGUUUGAGGGUGUGGGGGCGGAGCUGCACCAAAAUGCUGCCAUUUUCAUCCUGGAGAGAGAUGUUUUUGGAAAGGCCACGUGUACGCUUUGAUGGUGUUUACAUCAGUAAAACAUCAUACAUCCGUCAGGGGGAAGAGUCUCUUGAUGGCUUCUACAGGGCUUGGCACCAGGUGGAGUACUACAGGUACUUGCGCUUCUUCCCUGACGGUCAGGUGAUGAUGUUGACAACACCCGAGGACCCUUUGGUCACCGUCCCAAGGCUGCGCAGCAACAACUCCAGGGUGGAUUCCAUCAUGUUUGGCCAUUAUCGGCUGUCCCAGGAUACGGACAAUCAAACCAAAGUUUAUGUUGUUGUCUCCAAGAGAAAAGAAGAGCAGAAGGUGGCAGAGUACCAGAGGAGCCGGUUCUGCAGGCGGAACCCAGCCCCCGAAGCAGAGCGCGCCUUCCAUGUAGGACUGCAGCUGUCCUCAGGGGGGCGGCAGCGCUUCAACAAGCUGGUGUGGAUCCACCAUUCCUGCCACAUCACCUACAGGUAUCCCACCAAUCUGCCUUCUCCAACACAUCUGACGAGUGCCAAUGAAAUUCCACCUGCCGUCUGUUCACACAAUCAUCGAGGACGCAUUGGCACAUCACCUAUCCACUGGAGAGACAGUCGUCACUGCAUUUGAUGUAGACAAAAUGUACACGCCUCUGUUUUUUGCACGAGUGAAGAGCUACACAGCCUUUUCAGAGCGUCCACUGUAGGACGACCCAAGCGAUGCAUGCAGUCACUCGACCCUUGACUCCUCAAGGUUUACACCUCACUGCCACCUCCAUCUGCUCUCCCUAUUGCUUCCAGCCCCAGGCUCUUUCUUAUGAAUGUACAAGAAUGGUGUGACAUUUUUAGAUUGCUACAGUCUUAACUGCAGCUCAAAACAUAAUGUUUUGUUUUCACGGUAGUGUAAAAUCUGUCUCACUCAUAUCGUAAAGAUAAAGAUACAAAAUAUAUAUAUAUAUAAGACUGUCUGCAAGAAGUUUUAAGUCAACUGUGAUGAAUGUUCACUUUGUUUUUGUGAAUUUCAGUGAGGGGAAUAUGCCUACUGACAACUGGAACACCCAAAUAAAUGAGCUAUAUUGUG